Molecule: messenger RNA, 459 nt
Organism: Fusarium poae
Lineage: Eukaryota; Fungi; Ascomycota; Sordariomycetes; Hypocreales; Nectriaceae
Exons: 2
Coding region: 1-459 (152 amino acids)
Source: RefSeq, a predicted model, not a curated record
AUGCCGUCGUCUACACUGGAAGACUUGGUGAAGGCGCCAGAACACCAAAUUAGGGCCAUCCUUCGUGAGCUCUGCCAUGACCAGGAUAUUCGCGUUCGCGCGCUGGGACAUUUUGACGACUUACUAGCUAUUGACACACCUUCCAACACGAAAAAGCGGAAGGCUGACGAUGAGCUUUGUAUAUGUGUUCAUUGCGACAAUACCUUUUUCAAGAACGAUAACACUCUCAGAACGGCCUGCUAUUACCACUCGGGAGAGCUUGAGGCUGACUACGAUGCUCAUGUUUGGGACGACCACGAUGAAAGCUGCCAUGGGACGAUAGAUUCAAAAGAAAUGCGCAAAGAACACCCCGAGGGGUUUACUUGGACCUGUUGCGACAAGGGAGGGUCAGAAGCAGGAUGUAAAGUUGGAAAGCAUGAAGCAGAUCCUCUGAAGUCGAGACGAGAGACGGGCUCUUAA